CUCAGAAGGAAAAUAGUGGAAAAGCGGCGACAUACUGAUACUUAAUUAUUACUUGAAUUCCUAUCUCAAAGAAAUAACGGUUACGGCGACAUCAUAAUUGUAUUUGAAACACGAAACUAAGUUUUGAAAUUACUACCAAGCACUCCGGGAACAAGAACAGCAUUCCACGCAGCCAACCGGAGACGAGCCGGGAACACAGGCAGAUUUACCCGCCCAAUAGAACCAAAAACUACGUCGUACUACGUGGCAGGAAAGAACACUGUGGUUAUUUUUUCAACAUAACAGCGACAACUCACUCUACAUUCUUUCCAACAUAACAACGGGCGGCAACAUCAUCUUCAGCAUCACAUUGGUGUCGACACGACGUGGAGCGCGCAGAAUGCCGCCACGUCGCAAAAACAAAGAGAAUCGACCGGAAAUCGAGCCGGUCUGGAAUGGUGAGACGUUUUGCCUUGGAAGUAACUACCUGCCUACGGCAGGUAGUCUCUUCAAAGACGCAAGCAAUGACGGCUGCUAUACGCAGAAGAAGGGCGGCGAAUUCUUACCGAGUGCAAAUGCGUAGUCUGGGUCUGGAAGGUGCAAGAUUUAACAUGCUUGCUGCGCAAAAGUAGAGUAAACGCGUCUGCUUUGCGUGAUAGAUCCAGCGCCACAUGUUUGGCGCACAGGCUUGCGGCUUAUCUAUCAUCUGGCUUAGCAGAAUGCGUGGCCAUUAACAGCAUGAAGAAUGUACGUCAGAGAUGACGACGCAGACUACUGUUUGCAGUUCAUAAAGAAUGUACGUCAGAGAAAUCAUCGACAAGAACGGGCUGUACGGGACAGACGACACUCGUCAAGCGCUGACGGUAUGAAAUUCAAAGAUGUAGUCUGGGUCUGAAAAGAUGCAAAGAAACCUCUUGUGAUGCUGAUUUUGGAACAGAAAAAAAUCUGUGUUGCGUAGUCAGCAAAUAAAAACGCCCUGUGAAGAUGUUUGUCUACAAGACAGGGCAACAUUUCAUUCACAGGCUGGGCAUGGAGAGAUCUAUUUCGCAGACUUUGUCAUGCGCCGCGUGCAUUAUAAACAGAUCUUGUUCUCACAGGAGAUGCAAGAAAAGACGCAUGAUAGAAAACUUCUGCAGCCUUCCAGACCCAGAUCGAUCUUUGCAAUGGACAACCUGUCGAGCUGUACAAGAAGUGGAUUAAGACGGCCGGUAUGAAGCUGGAGCGCGGAAAGAACCAUGGCGGCGAGCCGCCGCCUGCAGCGGGAGACGUAUUCCACAUCCCGCCGCCGCCGGCUGUCCUCGGGAAGUGCAUCUCCCCCCUGAAGUACCGCCGGUAUGCGUUGGAGAUCGGUGCAGAGCCCGAUGUCGAGUGGAAGCCGGGCGUCGACACGCCGAUCAUGGAAGCGUUCCUGGGCCUGGGACAGCCUGGCACCAGCGCGGCUCCGACGAUGGAAAACAGUGACAAGGACGUCCCGGCGUCGUCGACUCCCUCCGGCACCGUAGGUGGUGUUGCCCCCUCCUCUUCAUCAUCGCCAUUUGCCGCAAGCGCCACGCUGGAUAGCAACGCAGCAAAGCUUGGCGCCCAAAACGUACCAAGUGCAAAUAGGUCUGGAUCCACAAGGAGGCAGAAACAUCUCAUGCUGGUUGUGCAUCUGGAAAAACAAAAAGGAGACAAAAAUCAAUAAAGUCUUUUGAUUUUUGUCUCUUCGAGAACCCGCAUUACAGGUUUGUAUCCUUCCAGACCCAGACGUAUUUGUAAUGCAUAGAAGAGCCUUCCGUACGAUGGCCUGGCAUCACAGGGGUCGUCGUCGUCGAGCAAAAAAAAUUGUGUAAAAAAGAACACGGAAAAGCAGGGCGGCAGCAAGGACAGUAGGAAGAAGCAGGGCAGCAGCAAACACAAAAACGAAAACAAGAAGCGCACUAGCCCACUCCUAUGAGAGUGCACAACCCUGCCUCCCCUCCUCGGUCAUGCAAAAACGCGAAAUCCUAUCUGUGGUUUUGUCAUGCAGAGCGUGCGUUUUACUUUUACACUACACUCCGGGUGUGGAUCAUUUCUCAUGCAGAAGAUACGUUUUUGCGGUGAUUUCUGUUGCUAGAAAUCAACUCCAAAUGAGAAAGAGGUGGAGUUGUGCACUCCCAUAGCACGACAACCUCCAUGACACGAGCUACGAAGAUGGUUCAUCUCGAAAUCAGGACGAGACCCUCUUCCAGCAAAAACUCCUCUUCCAGCAACCGAAAAAACUCCUCUUCCAGCAAAAACUUAGCAGCUCCUCAUCGUCUUCACUAAUCGCGGGCACCACCGCGUCAACGGCGAAAAAAAACAACAAACAGGCUCACGAAGAAUCGAGCUGGAUGGGCGACCAGGGCAUUAGUGCUGGGAAUUAUUCCGACGACGGCUUCAUAUGAAUUGCAAAGAUGCCUUGGUCUGGAGAGAUGCAGUGCUUGUCAUGUUUGACUGACGAGGAUGAGAAGACAUUCCUCAACAUGCCGACAGUGACACAGCGGCACUUGAUUGUCAUGCAAAAUCGCAACUUGUGAUGCGGUUCCCGUAAGACAAAAAUAAGUACUCCCUCAAAAAGUUGUUAUGCGUUGGCUGGUCAACGUCAACAUACUGGAGGUUGUUGACCAGCAUCCACACGUCUGCAUGACAAAAAUCCAGAUCCAGGAGUAUUUGCACUUCAUAAGACAGCGACAAGGACAACAAGGACAACGACAUCUUUGACGAGGAUUUUCUCGACGAUGAUCUGCUCGACUUGGAACUGUAUUGAAAGGAAAAAUUCCCCAUCCCCUUACUGAAAAGCUAUGUUUUGGAGAUUUGUGAUGCUGAUUUGUGGCCACAAAUCGUGUCUGUCUUGCAAAAAGGCGACUUCGCAUGCUCCGUCGCAUUGUGCAGACGGUUUGUCAUGCUGUUGGGCCUACAGCGCCGACGUUUUUGCUGCUACGCGCCCAAGCCAAAAUAUUUCUACUCGCUCUUAGUAUGGGCCUGCAGUCCUCUCCAGCAAGACAGAUCUGAUUUGUGUAGUACGCAGAUCCAGCAUCAGAAACUUCAUUUUGAUGUGGGAAGGGGGGGCUUUUCCUUUUGAUAAGUACGCAGCUCUACCAAAUAGCAACGCGCUGACCAGGCUGGGCAAAUCUUCAAACCAAAGAUCAACCACUUCUUCUUUCCCGACUACCACUUCAUCCUCGAACGAAAGAUCAGCCACUUCGUCGUCGAAAAGCACGACGCUACUUGACGCGUCGAAAAGCGCGGCCGCUUCGUCGUCGAAAAGCACAGGGCUAUUCAACAAGCGCAGCAUAGGGCAGAAUCCCGCUGACCAGGAAGAACACUCCGACGAGUAUGAAGACAGCAAUUGGAGUGACGACGACGUGCCGCGCAUCACCGGGCAGGAACGGAGGCGGCAAGUGCUGGAAGGAAAAAUAGCGAGCACCCGAGGGUGGGGAAAGAAAAAAGGACUAACCUCACAAGACCUAAUCGAAGUCGGGAAUAGAGUGGUUUUAUGGCGUGCUCAGGUGUCGCAGUCUGAUUUGUUACAAAUGGAGCAACGCCUUAUCAUGCGGCAGAUACUGAAAUGCGCCUCCAUUUGUCAAACCUGCUACUGCAACACCUGAACAGGGGAUAGCGAAGCCGAGUAAAGUCCGAACAGGGGAAGGACAGUGCGGGGAAUAAGUCUCUUCGCCUACGCGAUCUGGCUUUGAAGAAAACCUCCAACCGUAUGGCCUCUUCACAUGUUGCAUUCUCGCUUGCUACAUACAACUUUAGCGCGGUUGUCAUGCAAAAGCUGUGGCGUGCUCACGGAUUCGGAUACAUAUACUACAAUCUGCGACAUAUUAAGGGAAACUUCCAAUAGGGUCGUAUGUGCGCUUCGUCGGUCGCAUGGCAAAUUUUGUCAUGCGACCGACGAAGCGCGCAUAAUUUUGCUCUUGCUGGUUUGUCAUGACAAGCGUUUUAUGAUCGGUAGCAGUAUGGCAUGCAGUAGCUGAAGGGGUCAUAAAUAUUUUGAAACACCUGCUCAACCGAAGAAUCCAACCCGGAAUUUUGCGCCAGCAGAAAAUAUGCAUUGCAAAUACGUUUGCGUCUGGAUGGUUGACGAAAGCUUGUCAUGCAAACUGGACACGACUCGACAUGUCUGUGAUGCUUACUCAUGCGAAUCCUGCAUGAGAAAUGCCUUCUCAGGGUGGCAAAAAGCUAAGCGCCUCUUGCUGCUCAUGCAAAACGGGACGCUGCAUGAUUAAAGAGUUAGCAUCACGAAUCAUUCUCUCCAGACCCAGACAUAUUUGCCCUGCAUACAAGAUAUCCACCACAACCGAAAACUGCGCUCACAGUAAUUGCAAUAUUGUGCUGACGCAUUAUCAAUCUCGCUAGUCAGGUAGAUGUAUAUCAGGUUUACAGGCCCCUCUUGUUCUUCUGAGAAAGUAACUACCUAUAUUGCAAUUUGCACUCCAUGCGCUACUUUUUCUAUUCAUACAACAGUACUAGCAAGGUCGGCCUGAUCGUCGGUGUAUAUCACGAUAUGCAUUGCAAAAAUGUCUGGGUCUGGAAAAGUGGAACUUGUGCUGCAUGUGUUGCAUCUCUGAGAAGUCUGUAUUGCACAGCCAGCUAGAAGAAGAAAGGCACUACUUUUUAGUCCUGCGAAAACGCAGUUUGUCAUGCGUGCGACGCUUGACACGGCGUCAAGUAUAUUUGUCAUGCGUGGUUGCACUUGAGAGCGCCAGUCUUAUCCAAACUUUAGCAUCACAACUUUCCAGACCCAGACAUAUUUGCAUUUGGUACGCGAGGAGUUCAAACGACUGAAUAAAACGAAGGACGAAAUCGAACAAGACGAUCCCAAGUGCACGAGCAUCCCCAAACCCUGGCAAACGGAAUGGAAGCGCGUGCAUGCCAAAAUGCAAGGACCAAGGAGCGCCAACACCAUACCGGACCAAACCACUCGGGCCUACUUUCUCGGUGUCUUUGUAUGAAAGUGCCAGGGCUGAAAUUGAAAAAGCUGUUUGAGAGAAUUUGCCAUCCAUGAAAUGGCCACAAGCCGGAACCAGAUCAGAAGAGUGCUGCAUCCUUUGGCAGCAUCGAGUUCCAAUUUUGCACCCUGCUGCUUUUGCACAGAAAACUGGUUUUGUCAUGCUGCUUUACAAGCUUUAUCUCAAACCCCAAACAGCUACGCAGCUUUCUUCUGCUGCCAUCACUCCCAGAGAGUCGCUUCUGUGCAUUAAAAAUUUUUUUAGCUUUUUCGAUUUCGGGCUUGGCGCUUCCAUAGUUCGGCCUCGGGGGUUGA
Amoebophrya sp. A120 is the source of this 5248-nucleotide messenger RNA. Lineage: Eukaryota; Dinophyceae; Syndiniales; Amoebophryaceae. The record is from the annotation of a GenBank genome assembly.